AUGUCUGCCACGUACGGAGAAAUCAUCUCAGAACCCGGGUUCUUUCGAACCGCCUACGCCAUGGUGGUACUUGCUUCAACCUUCGCUCUCGCACGCAUUAGCGUACAGGUGUGGAUGCGCAGAGUUAUGGAGUUGCAGGACUAUCUCCUAUAUGCUGCUUUUAUCUUCUUUCUUGCAAUGUCAAUAUGCUACCUCACCGUUAUCUCUAAGGUCUACGCAAUCUCAAAGUACCAGAUAGGAUUACUUCCAGCUUGGCCAACUAUAGAGGCCGACAUCCUUGCCUACGUUCGGACGAUUUUUGUUACAACAACGUUGUUCUGGUUGGCACUAUGGUCGGUCAAGCUAUCUCUAUUAGCACUAUACAAAAAGCUACUAGAUGGCCUACCGAGCGUGUGGAAAAACCUCUGGUGGGCAGUGUUUGCGUUUUGCAUAAUUUCUCUUAUCGGCUGUAUCAUCUCCUAUUUUACUUCCUGCCCGGAUUUUACCGCCCUGAUGAUGAAAGGGCAAUGCUCUGGUCCUCGAAGCGUCCGUGGCCAGCUUGCGAGUCUAUACAUGUCCUACGCGGUCGAUAUCUUGUCAGACUUCAUGAGUACGUAUCAUGUUUCUCCCAAUUCGACUAGUUUGGAACCUUCAAAGGCACGCGCGCAGAAAAUAGCUGUUAUCGCGCUCUUCGCAUCAGGCUUCGUAUGCAUUGGUUUCGCCACUCUGCGCGUCGUGCAGAUCGGCAUCAAAACUGGAAACAGCGCGUCGCCCAGUCCAACUUGGCUCGCUAUCUGGACAUUCGUUGAGUCGGCUAUAGCUGUCUGCAUCGGUUGCUGUCCUGCAUUCGCUGUCUUCUACCGAAAUACACACACGCCUCACGUCUCAUAUGACACAAGCGGGUACGUUCGACACAACCAGAGUCGGUCUGGAGCAGAAUCGAACUACCCAGACGCGAUCAAGAUGAAUGUUGUUGCUAUUAGCAGUGGCAGAAAAAAAGUUCCUAGACGCGACGUAUACUGGGACGACACGCGGAGCAGCCAGGAAGAGCUUGCUGUGGGCAACAAGAACAUCAUGGUCACGACAACACUGCAGCAAGAAAAUCGUCACUCCAGUUUGAGAUAA
Messenger RNA from Alternaria atra, 1104 nucleotides. RefSeq lists its product as uncharacterized. The record is from RefSeq and is a predicted model, not a curated record. The coding region runs from base 1 to 1104 and encodes 367 amino acids. Lineage: Eukaryota; Fungi; Ascomycota; Dothideomycetes; Pleosporales; Pleosporaceae. The transcript has 3 exons.